UGAACUCACGCACUCGGAGCCUCGCGCACGCAAUCUGGCAGAGAUGACACGAGAACAAUAUAUACUAGCAACACCACAGAACAACCUGCCAAGGGCUGAGAAUGCACAGCUUUACCCGGUGGGGAUUUAUGGAUGGCGAAAGAGGUGCUUAUACUUCUUUGUCCUUCUGCUGUUGGUGACCAUGAUAGUUAACUUAGCCAUGACAAUAUGGAUAUUGAAAGUGAUGAAUUUCACUGUGGAUGGUAUGGGAAAUCUGAGAGUCACCAAGAAGGGAAUCCGACUUGAAGGUAUAUCUGAGUUUCUACUUCCAUUGUAUGUGAAAGAAAUUCAUUCCCGAAAGGAUAGUCCACUGGUCUUACAGUCUGACAGGAAUGUAACAGUGAAUGCAAGAAAUCACAUGGGGCAGUUAACUGGACAGCUGACAGUAGGAGCUGAUGCUGUGGAAGCUCAGUGUAAAAGAUUUGAAGUGAGAGCGAGUGAAGAUGGCAGGGUGCUGUUCUCUGCAGAUGAAGAUGAGAUUACCAUUGGGGCUGAAAAGCUGAAAGUUACAGGCACUGAAGGAGCAGUAUUCGGGCACUCUGUUGAAACACCUCACAUCAGAGCAGAACCUUCGCAAGACCUCAGGCUUGAAUCACCCACAAGGUCCUUGAUAAUGGAAGCUCCUCGAGGGGUCCAGGUGAGUGCUGCUGCAGGAGACUUCAAGGCCACCUGCAGGAAGGAGCUCCAUCUGCAGUCUACAGAAGGGGAGAUAUUUUUGAAUGCAGAUAAAAUCCGGCUGGGGAAUCUACCGACCGGCUCUUUCUCAUCGUCUUCACCCAGCUCCUCAAGUUCCCGGCAGACCCUGUACGAACUGUGUGUCUGCCCCAAUGGCAAACUGUACCUUUCUCCAGCGGGAGUAAGCUCCACUUGUCAGUCCAGUAGCAACAUCUGCUUGUGGAGCUGA
Leptonychotes weddellii (Weddell seal) is the source of this 943-nucleotide messenger RNA. The record is from RefSeq and is a predicted model, not a curated record. Lineage: Eukaryota; Metazoa; Chordata; Mammalia; Carnivora; Phocidae.